CUUUCUAGGGUUUGACCUUAACUAUAGUGAUUGAACCCAUCUUCUCGAAUGAUCCUCGUGAUCCGGUCGUUAACUGGUUGAUUUUCACAACAAUUUAUGUUUCGUUGUCAUUUAUGAAUGAUGUGGUUGCAAAAAUAGAGCAGGAAUAGAGUAUUUUUUAUGUGAUAAAGAAGAAGGUUAAUUAUACGGGGUCAUGACGAGUCUCGUGUCGAAGCAUCUACUUCGGCCCCGAGCAUACCUCAAGUGAGUCAGGUCAAUAUUAACGUAGAGAGCAACAUGGCCAUGUACUCUUCGCCCUUUGUGUCCGUGUAGGACUAGGAAGCAGUCUAGUUCAUGAAUGUAAAUUCCUAAGUUGAUGAGUUUCAGGGUACGCAGAAAUAUUGGUGUAAGAUCGAUUGGCCAUGUAACAUAAUAAGAGAAACACCUUUCAAGUGGACGUAGGUUCACCCUUGAACCACGUUAAACAAAGCGUGUAACAAGACUACUACUUCGCACCUCGUGUAUGGAGAUGUAGAUGUCGUCAUGCUGAACCAAGUGAAUCAUUUUGUAUCUUAUGACGAAUUUAUGUAGUAUUCUCAACAUUUACGCAUGGUAUGUGUCGAUAAUAAUUUGUGGAUAGAUCAUAACAUAUAGUUGACGGUUUUCUUGUAAUAUAUACAGUAACCAUUCCACGCAUUUCAGGAAAUAUUCAUAGGGUCAUGAAUGGAUCUGAAUAUAUGUAGUCAGCACCAUUGUUAAUCGUGGCCGCCGAGCUAUGCUGGUCAAGUGGUCAUGGAAGGCUCUAUCUAUAGCUUAUGGUGUUGAAAUAUAUUACUUUGUGUACUUGUUUGAAAUUAGCCAGCCGCCUUUGUACAUAUAAAUACGUAGCAUGUAACCUGUAAAACCCUAACGGAAAUAAGAAUUUACUCUUGGAGAGUUCUAUCUCUCCCGUGGACUAGUCCUGAUCAUCAGGGAAACCACGUUAAAUCCUUGUGUUCUUUAGUUUUUAUAUGCAAAUUGUCAUGGUAUCAGAGCACUGAUCCGUUCGUUUGGUGGUUUUUGCGUAGCACGUUUGUUAUAGCUUUGGUCGUGUGUUCUUGCGGUUGGCGGCGCUGGAUUUGGUCCUUGCUGCGUUUGGGGAUUGUGCAAGAUUCUGCUGGUUCCUUUGCUUCGGCUGUAUUGGUGCUCGUUGUGGGAGGUUCUAUUUGGCUAACUCUACGGGUCUUCAUCGUUGGCGUGAUCUCGUUUGAUUUGGCGUGUGUGGUCAUGGAUUCCUCCAAGCUUGAUUCGGUUUCCAUCAAAUUUGAUGGUAAGAAUUUUCCAUUGUGGGAGUUUCAAUUCAGAAACUUUGUUGCUGGGAAGCGUCUUUUGGGCGUUCUGACGGGUGCAACUAAGGCUCCUGGUGUGGACGCGUCGGACCAGGCGCAGGCUGAUUGGGCGGCUUCGAACGCUCAGUUGAUUACUUGGCUGGUUGGUAGUGUGGAUGUCGCUACGGGACUGAGUUUGCGUCGCUAUACUACAGCUGCGGAGAUGUGGGCGCAUAUCACUCGUACCCACUCACAAAACAGUGUAUCUCGGCAGUUUGAGCUCGAGAUUGAGAUGGGUCGUUUGGCUCAAGGGGAUCGAGAUAUUCGAGGAUUCUAUCAGGAAAGUUUGCACUUAUGGACUGAGUAUGAUUUGUUGACAGCCUCCCUUGUCACUGGGGCCGAAUCUGAUGCUAUUUUGAAAGAACGAAGUCGGACUAGGGUGAUGCAAUUUCUUGCCAAAUUGCGCCCAGAGUUUGAGCCCAUUCGAGCUUCUUUGAUUCACCGCGGGGUUACUGUUAUUGAGGAUGUGUUGGGUGAGUUACUUAGAGAAGAAACACGUCUCAAGAGUCAAUCUAAGAUUGACAAUGCCACCUCUUCUGAUGCGGCAUUUGCGGUGGGCCGAUCUAGUUCCUCCUCCCGGCCUCAGUUUACUCGGCCACCAACCGGAGAUGUGAUUUGCCAUUUCUGUCAUGAAGGGGGACAUCUUCAAAUUCAUUGUAAGAAGAGGAAUUUUUGCAACUAUUGCAAAAAGGCUGGUCACAUUGUCUUGGAAUGCCCUACCUUAACUCGUCGGGGGAAAGUACGUUAUCCCUCAAGUGGCUCUUCGUCGACUUCGGCCUAUGCGGUGACUGGAAGUGGUGCUGCUUCCGAUGGGUCUGUCCCGACCUCUUCAGCAGCGUUGGUAGGUACGCCAUCAUCCCAGCCAUUCUCAUCGGAUUUGAUCCGCAAACUGGUACAGGAGGCGCUCAAUGAAGCAUUGCCAUCUGCUUUGACUUCCGCUUUCUCUACAGGCGCAGCUUCAGGUAAAUCCAUUCGUUGGCUUCUUGACUCGGCCGCAUUUAAUCAUAUGACCCCUGAUCGUACAUCGUUUACACAUUUACGUGACCCUCCUGAUCUUCAACUUCAAGUAGCUAAUGGUGCUCGCCUAUCAGUGGCGGGUUGUGGUACUUCCUCGUCUGGUUCUGUUACUCUACCCGACACAUUCUUUGUUCCAUCAUUACAACCCAGCCUAGCUUCGGUGGGUCAGUUGGCUGAGGCCGGCUGUGAGGUCAUCUUUAAUAAGCAGGGUUGUGUUGUGCAGGAUCCGCAGACGGGGGAGGUUCUCGGGAAAGGAAGUAAACGUGGCCGUGUUUUUAUCCUUGAUGAACUGCAAGCAUCAAGGCUUUCUGGGGAGGGCUGUUCGUUGCUUGCUGCUGCUGUUCGGCCGAAGGGAGGGAGUUUGGCGUUGGAGACCUAUGGAUGUCCAAAGAAUUUGUUAGCUGAUAGUUUAUUAGAUGAGCAGUAUGCUCAAUUUGAGACCUUUGAUUUGUUGGAGGAAGAAAUUGAUUCUCCUCAGACGUUGACACAGGGAUUGUUUGGUUUUUCAGUUCGCCCAUUGGAUUUUUCAGUUAAAGCCUCGAUUUGGGAUUUAUGGCAUCGGCGGUUAGGACAUCCACACUCAGGUCGUUUGACCUCUAUGUUUCGCCAGAAUUUGUUGCCCGAUAAAUUUGAUCCCGCUUUUGCUACUCAUUCUCCGUGUGUAAGCUGUAUUGAGGCAAAGAUGUCUCAGAUAUCCUUUUCGCCAAGCACAACAGUUUAUGAGAAUUCUUUUGAUCUUGUGCAUACGGAUUUAUGGGGGCCAUCACCAGUGACCUCACGUCUGGGAUAUCGUUAUUUUGCAUUAUUUAUUGAUCAUGCUAGUCGGUUUACAUGGGUGUUCUUCCUUCGGAAGAAAUCUGAGUUGGUGAAUUUUGCUAAAGAAUUUGUGCAUAUGGUUAAGACACAGUUUGCUAAAAAUGUGAAGGUACUACGAUCAGAUCCCGGCGGUGAGUUCACAUCUAAUGAACUACUUGCGUUUUACAAGGAGGAAGGGAUUCUUCCUCAGGAAUCGUGUCCUGGAGUUUCUCAACAGAAUGGAGUUGUAGAACGCAAGAACCGGCAUGUUCUUGAGCUCACUCGAGCACUUUUGUUUCAUUCUGGAGUUCCCAAUCGAUUCUGGGUCGAGGCUAUUCAGACUGUGGUAUAUCUUAUCAACAGGCAGAUUACGCCUGUGUUGGAUCAAUGUUCUCCAUACCAGACUUUAUACGGUAAGAUGCCUGAUUACUCUACAUUGCGUGUUUUUGGCUGCGUAUGUUUUGUAUUACUCCCUCGUAGAGAACGUCAUAAGCUUGCUCCGAAGACAGCUCGGUGUGUUUUUCUAGGCUACAGUGCUAAGCAUAAGGGUUAUCUAUGCUAUGAUCCGACGGAUCGUCGUAUGAGAAUUGCGUGCCAUGUUGUCUUCCUUGAGCAAGUUAUGUAUUAUUCGGUGAAUAGGGAUGAGUUGCCGGCUGAAGAAUCUCUGGAUUUUCUGCUUCCUUUGCCUUCUUUUGGUUCCGACGUUACCAAUCCACCCCAUGCAGCCACGUCCGGUGCGACGUCCUCCUCUUUUGGGCCAAGUGAUAAUUCUUCCUCUCAUUUGUCUUCGACUGAGGAUAGUUCUCCAUCUACGCCAGGCAAUGUGUUGCAUUCUUCUUCUUCUGGAUUGGGAUAUUCCUCGGCAAGCAGUAGUGGGUCUCCGAGUUCUCUUGGGUCAACUGGUUCAUCCUCAGCAAGUAGUGCUUCACACUUCUCUGAGCCGCCAAGUCCGCCUGCCCAGGCCUUAGUUCCCUUGCGACGAUCCAAUCGUGCCAAUUUGGGACAACCCCCCGUUCGAAUGCAAGAUUAUGUGGGAUUUUCUACUACUCCCAUUAUGAUACCGUCUAGCUAUGCUCAGGCGAAGGAUGAUCCGCGCUGGCAGGGGGCGAUGAAGGAUGAGACUGAUGCUCUUGAAGCCAAUCACACGUGGGACUUAGUUCCUCGCACACCCGAGAUGUCUGUGAUCGGCAGCCGUUGGGUUUACAAUAUAAAGAUGCUUUCUGAUGGUACUCUUGAGCGCUUCAAGGCUCGCGUAGUAGCUCAAGGUUUCAAACAGGAAUACGGCAUCGAUUAUGAAGAAACAUUUGCUCCGGUUGUAAAAAUGCAAACUGUUCGGUGUGUUUUUGCUGUUGCAGCUAUGAGGGGUUGGCCUCUGAUCCAGCUAGAUGUAAAGAAUGCCUUCCUUCAUGGUGAUCUUAAGGAGACAAUCUAUAUGGAACGGCCUCCUGGCUAUUCCAAAGGAGAUUCGAGUAUGGUCUGUAAGUUGGUAAGGUCUCUCUAUGGUCUCAAGCAAGCACCUCGUGCUUGGUUUGAGAAAUUCCACGGUACUAUAGUUCAAGAGGGAUUUGUCCAAAGUCAAAAUGACCCGUCCUUGUUUAUUCGUCGUACGGUGGAUGGGAUUAUUGUGUUGCUGAUCUAUGUGGAUGAUAUGGUGAUCACGGGAAGUGAUGCAGAGGGAAUCUUAGAGUUAAAGGCCUCACUGCACAGGUCCUUUAACCUCAAGGAUCUAGGCGAUGUGGAGUACUUCCUCGGGCUGCAGGUUCAACGUUCUGCUCAUGGUUUGUUUGUUUCUCAGAAGAAGUACAUCAAGGAUCUGUUGGACACUGCACAAUACAGCAAGUGUAUUCCGUGUUCAACACCAAUGGAACAAAACUUGAAACUCACCCGUGAGAGUGGUGAUCUGCUAGAUAAUGAGGAGCAGUCGGUUUAUCGCAGUUUGGUUGGCAGCCUAAUUUAUCUUACUCAUACUCGUCCCGAUAUUUCUUAUGCAGUGCAGGUGGUUAGUCAGUAUAUGGGGAUGGCGAGGACUAUGCAUAUGGACGCAGUUCAUAGACUUCUGCGCUACUUGAAACAAACUCAGGAGGUUGGUAUGUUCUUUCCUGCCGAUGGCGAACCCGUUGUAGAAGCUUUUGCAGAUGCAGAUUAUGCCGGGUGUAAGGAUACAAGAAGGUCUACUUCAGGAUGGUGUAUUAGGGUGGGAAGAUCGUUUGUUUCAUGGAGGUGUCGUAAACAAGAUCGAGUAUCGAAGUCUUCAACAGAAGCAGAGUAUCGGUCUAUGUCUGAGGUAAGCUCUGAAAUGGAAUGGUUACAUCGGCUACUUGGGGAAUUGGACAUGGCAUGUCAUCGUCCUAUGCAGAUAUAUGGGGAUAAUACUAGUGCGAUACAGAUUGCCAUUAACCCUGUAUUACAUGACAGGACGAAACAUAUUGAGGUACAUGUCCAUUACAUUAGACAGCUGAUCGCAGAAGGUACAAUACAGGUUGGUUAUCUUUCUACGGAGGAUCAGACUGCAGACAUUCUGACAAAGGCGUUGGCUUCUAGUAGACAUUGGUUUCUAUCGUCCAAAUUAAUGUUACGUACCCAACAUCAAUUUGAGGGAGGGUGUUGAAAUAUAUUACUUUGUGUACUUGUUUGAAAUUAGCCAGCCGCCUUUGUACAUAUAAAUACGUAGCAUGUAACCUGUAAAACCCUAACGGAAAUAAGAAUUUACUCUUGGAGAGUUCUAUCUCUCCCGUGGACUAGUCCUGAUCAUCAGGGAAACCACGUUAAAUCCUUGUGUUCUUUAGUUUUUAUAUGCAAAUUGUCAGCCCUAUUUUCUUGCCAUUUUUUUCUUCGGGCUGAAUGUUUAUUAAGCUGCCAUUUGAAUUCAACAGGAACUGAAAUUGACACCCUUUUCUACAACAGAAUAAUUUGACCAAAAUCUCUACCAACUUUGGCUUUCAAAUCUCUUGGCUGCCUUCAAGCACGUCUGUGAUCUCUGUACGGCAAUAUAUUUGGUUGGGGAGAGGAAGACGGAGAGAGAUCGUUGAACACAGGAAUGCUAGGCAUUAUUUCUUGUUUGAUUAAUCAAUAGAUCGAACUCCUAGAAACAUAAAUGAAUAUUCAUUCUAUAAUCAAGGUAUUUAUCUGCUUUCGUAGUAACAACGAUGUUAUAAAACGCGCUGCUACGGAUCGGGAAAUCGCAGGAAUCGACAAAGCAAGAAAGCGAGAAUCGAAAACACGACACACGAUUUACGUGGUUCACUAACACGAUGUGUGUUAGCUACGUCCACGGGCGAGAGAGAGUCAGUUUCACUAUAUCAAGGAGAUUACAGAUUACAGAGGAGUAUGAGAAGUAUUUAUAGUACUUCUCCAUGUGGGUCUAAACCUAAUCCAAUAUGGCAAAGGAAACGGUUACAGACCAGGCCCACAACCCGGUCAGCGAGACCCCCGAUUACCAGUCGUAGCGGCUGAUAAUCCGAUUCAAGUCAUAUCAACAAACGACUAGUUUGGGUGCGAUCAUACCAGCUCUCAUAAGCAAAACAACAACGAACUAAUUCCUAUAUUUAAAUUUCUCUUCAGUAAAAGUUAUUUCAUAUAUGAAAAUAGACCGACAUAGAACGUUUUAGUAAUGAUUAAUAGACAAAGUGAGCAUCAACAUGUUAAACCGAAAAUAAUUAACCCUAUCAAGCUAUCUCGUUCUUAAGUUGUAACUCGAUAUCCUCCCUAACACAUGUGUCUAGAGGGCUAGGUCGGUUUGUACAUGGGGUAGUUUGAUGCGGAUGAAAACCAACUCCAUAAACAGAGCAAAAAAUAAUUAGUGGCCGAACAACGUAACACGUAACUCUUUUUUUGUUCUCUCUCAUUUUCUUCGUCCUAUAUUAGGAGUUACAAAACCACCAGGAUGCAAGAGAAAAAAGUAAUAUGGGCCUGACUACAAUCUAGCUCAUAACCUCAUUUUGUUAUUUCAAAAAUCAAUUUUUUUGACAAUAGUUCGAAUUGUCACGAAAAAGUCCAAGAAUAAAACUUACAUCACUGUCAUUACAACAACAACCACGCAGUUUUUUAUUAAGAGUUCAUCAAUUUGUUUGAUUGAUUGCUUACUGUUUUUUUCUUUGUCCCCAUUGUACACUUUGAGAGGAACUUUCCUUGCUCUCCUCGCCAUGUUCAAUCAAGUUGGAAGAAGAAGAAAGCAAUUAAAACCCCCCAUUGGAAUCGUCUCUACAGUAACAUAUUAUUCCAUAGCGUUUUUGGACUCAUCAACUCAAUCUAGAGGGCUUUGGUUUGCCUUGUUUGUCAAGGCUAAAACAACAAUCUUCAACACAAGAAGCUGUUUUUUUCUUUCUUCCCCCAUCAUGGGUCCUGCCAUUUGAAACAGGCUAAAAACAGCACGUUUUAUUUUAUUCACACAUAAAAACAACUACAAGGC
Linum trigynum is the source of this 7566-nucleotide messenger RNA. NCBI's taxonomy places the organism in Eukaryota, Viridiplantae, Streptophyta, Magnoliopsida, Malpighiales, Linaceae. The record is from the annotation of a GenBank genome assembly.